UAUAACUUUGCCGUGUUUACAAACAAACAUUAACUGCGUUCACAAGAAAGGAAGAUGGUGCCUAUUAUGGCUCAGAGUAAUGUUCAAGAGCUAGAUCGCCUCAUUGAACCACUGUACACAGCUUUAAAUUCAGUUAAAGUUCUCCGUUCUAGCGUUGGCCAUGUGUUUGACACCUUAGGAAAUGGACUCAGAGGUGACCAUGGAGAAGAAGGGAAGGACAAUAAAUUUCUACUUGAACUUCAAGAGUUGCUUAGUACAGUGAAUGUUAAUUUCCGAGAAGUUGAGCAGGCCGUGAACAGCCUAACACCACCACCAGGACCCUUUAGCCUUGGUAACACUACAUUUCUCAGUCAGGAAAGCACUCAGGAAAGGCAGGCCUUGUACCCACAGCUGGUGAACAGCUAUAAAUGGACAGAUAAGGUCCACGAAUACAGCAAUCUUGCUUUUGCACUUCUGAGCCAGAACCAGCUAAAACGAUCGUACGUGAUUGCAAGCAGUGGGAAGAGACGGCGUAAUGUACAGAGCAGUCAUAAUGUUCUUCCACAGGCAGUAGACACGCUGAUAGCUGGUAUUGACAGACAAUUUGCUGAUAUGAACUUGACUGUUUCAAGACCAUUUGGUUCCAAUGCCGUUAUGCAGGUUACCUUAGGGAGAAUAAUGAAAGCUCUGGUGGCUUUCAAAGGUCUAAUGAUUGAAUGGGUUGUUGUUAAAGGGUAUACAGAAACAUUGGAUUUGUGGACAGAGUCCCGAUACAAAGUGUUCCAAAAAGUGACUGAAAAUGCCCAUGCUGCUAUGCUUCAUUUCCAUUCACCUAAUUUGCUUGAAAUUUCAGUCCGCUCUUUCAUGACUUGGUUUCAUAGCUACAGCACACUGUUCAGUGAUCCGUGCAAGCGAUGUGGAAACCAUCUGCAUAAUGCCUUACCUCCAACAUGGAGAGAUCUCAGGGCCUUAGAGCCCUAUCAUGAAGAAUGUAAACCUUAGCAGGAGAUGGAUGAUUCUGAGCUUUUCGAUUGAACUGACUGUCAGAUUUUGUAGCAAUGUUGGAAAGCUCAUGCAACUGUCUGUGAUUCCAGACAGUAUUAAUAUUUGUUGUAAGUGUGUUAUACAGCUGGACUCUUACUAGGUGUGGAGAGGUGGUGUGGAGGUGUUGUCUGUACAGCCUGAGUUGGUAUUUUCUUCUCCUGUACUCGAUCAAAUAUAUAAAUUUUCAUAUACUAAUUAGAGGGUUUUUUUUUCUUCUUCUUUUCGAGUGCAUUCUUGUGCAAUCUGUGAUUGUAGGACAACUUCUCGGUAAGAGGUUUGGAAAAAGCACCCAAAUUCCUUCAAUAUCAUUCUGAGAAGUGUCCUUAACGUGGCGAUAUUUAACCACAACAAUCAUUCCAAACAAAAGUUAUCCUUUUCAGUGUGGCACUGCAGUUUAACAUGUGUCUACAUUUUGAAUAAUAGAUGAACAGAGAAAAAUGAUUUUGUUAUUUCUGGUACUGUUGUGUAACUGAUGUUAUUACUUGUACUGUUCACUCUAAAUGUCUACCUAGAUUUUAAAAGCUUUUGGAGCCUAGUAUCCACAAUAGCAAAACAUAUUUGGGAAUAAUUUUGUCAGUAUUGUCACCAGUAUUGUGAAAAGUAUGCAUAUAAAAAAACAAAUGUUAGUUACAUGCAACAGUUUGUAUAAUUUGUUGUACUAGCAAGUGCCAUUACCAGUGUAAUGUUUCUCUCAUAUAUGCCCUCAUGUAAGUGAAAUAAAAACAAAAAGACCAGCACUAGAGUUGACAUGAAUAAAGCUGUAUGAAGUGUAUUUGCAGGAAAUCUUAAGCAAGUAUUGGAAAUGAUGAUAAACUACAGUAACUAGUGUGUUAUGUAUUGUAAAUUCUGUGACACUAAGCCAAUACAGAGAUGAUUAGUUUCAUAUCAAUAUAUUUAUGUUAUUGACCUGGAGAUAAAAAUUGUGACACCUGUUGCAUUAUAUCAUAUAUUCCAGAAUUGAAUAUGUCAAGUAAGAGCAGAAAGUAGUAGUUCUGGCUCACAUAACUACAGCUACAUGUGAUCUUUAUACUUGAAUCCCUUAAUGAAUGCCAUGCAGUAAAUGAAAUGGUCAGUGGUUGUUCACUUGUCUAAGUUCUCCAAAGUAAACUGAAACAAUGUUCAAUUUAACUUACAUCAGAGUAUCAGCCAGUUUUAAGAAAAACGUGUUAUUCAGUUUUAUGCCAAGUAGCCUUUUUAUGGUUGGUUUCAGCAACCAUUAUACGAGGG
Messenger RNA from Schistocerca cancellata (South American locust), 2250 nucleotides. RefSeq names its product mediator of RNA polymerase II transcription subunit 27 (gene MED27). Gene Ontology annotation, cellular component: mediator complex. The transcript has 6 exons. The record is from RefSeq and is a predicted model, not a curated record. Gene Ontology annotation, biological process: regulation of transcription by RNA polymerase II. Gene Ontology annotation, molecular function: transcription coactivator activity. NCBI's taxonomy places the organism in Eukaryota, Metazoa, Arthropoda, Insecta, Orthoptera, Acrididae. Bases 55 to 981 code for a protein of 308 amino acids.